UUAGAGGGUUCAGUCAAACACUGGAUAAAAUAGAUAAACACCCGACUGGAGUAUGCAGACAUGUAAUCAAACAAAAUGUGUUGAUGUGUCUGAUAAGCAGAGGAGACUAGUAUCGGCACUGCGGCAAGCAAAAACAUAACAUUACAUUAGGAAGUUUUCCUUGGAAGGCAUAUUUAACUAAAAGAAAGAGGGUUUAGUAGAGAGAAUUUAGUUUUUUUUCUCCCCCUCUUUUCCAAUCUACUGCUCCGUACUCCAAUUCAGUAGGUGGCGGUGACGCUCGUGUAAGCUGGUUUGCGAACCGUCAAAAUAUCCUAACAAGAAGAAGAAGACGAAGAAGACGAAGAAGAACUACUACUGUAUCUCUAUGACAACGACAACUAUCCAUUUGCCGUGCUUUGUAUUUGACUGGAAAGCUUGUUAGCAACUCUCGUUGUAGCUGUUACUGAUAAUACCAGAUGUUUCUUCGCUGACAUUGGUGUGGCUUACAUUUGCAAACGCUGCAAGCGGUUAACUAAUAAAUUGCAAGUUGUUGCGAGUACGCAAAAGAUAAAAAAAAACUAUCUGUGUGCUAACUCUGGCUAACACCAAACCAAUAACGUUAGCAUUUCGCGAUUGUUUGCUAAUAUUAAUGGCAGACUGUUGGAAUACAGAUACUGGAGAAGCUGUGUUUCGGACCCGGGAUGCUGUCAAAAACUUGAAAAUAAAGGUGCGUAUAGAGAGGGUGACCUCCACAGCAGCUCUCUCUCAGCACCUGCAGAGCCAAGUUCUGUCCCAGCAAGAAAGAGGAGCCAUUGAACUGGAAACCCUCACCUCACAAGGCCAGACAGGUGAUAAUGAGGAAGAGCUGGUGGUGGGCUGGCAGGAGAAACUUUUCAGUCAGUAUGAGAUGGAGCUGUUCCAGAACGAGGCAGCAUGUCAGACCCCUCUGGACCGUCAGUACCACACAGAAGUCAAGGCCUUGAACAGGGCCAAGGGCCGGCCAAAUCACAGGAUUUUCACAUACACUGAUCACGACCGCUACACUAACUGUCUUCCAUUCCACCAACUGCAGCACUCCACUGACUUAUUGACCACGACCAAAUCCAGCCCCACAUUCCUGGCUGAAAGGAUGGCCAGCGUGAGACACAGACGGCAGGACAGACGCACCAUGGAUUGUAGUAUCCCUAAGUCAAAGAUCGUCAUCUGGGAGCCCACAGAGGAGUUUGUGAAGACCAGUCAUGUGGUGAAUAGUACCAUGCAGACCAUGCACAUCAUGGGAGACCUGGGCCCCCCUGGAAGGCUGGGCCAGAAAGAGAAUGAAUGUUUGCUGGUAACCAUAAAAACAGAUGGCAGUGGAACAGUCAUUGUAAAACCUGACUUCAACAAAGGCAAAGAGCCCUACAGGAUUGUAACAGAGGGGGAGAAGAGAGAAGUUUGGCGUCUCAUUCUGGAGAAUGUAUCCACAGCCAUGCAACCAGAGGAAAAGGAGAGGGAGCAGAACAUGUACAAAGAUCUGUAUGUACGGCACAAGGAGUACCUCAACAGCCUUGUUGGACAGGACUUUGAAAUGCCUCCUGUAGGUAUUCUGCGUUACGUGAUGAAUGGAGAAAUAGUCUCAGCCAAAGGCUUUGAAUAUGAUAACUUAUACAUCCACUUCUUCAUGGAACUGCCCAACAAUUGGUCCAGCUUGCCAUUUCAGUCUCUCUCAGGGGUUACUCAGACCUGCCGGACCAGAACAUUAGGGAAGGAAAAUGUAGCUUUCUUCAGUUAUCCCUUCAGCUUUGAGGCUUUCUACAUGUGUGAAAAGGAGAGUGAGGAGUCAGUUCUCCAGUGGCCAGUGCUCUACUUCAAGGUUCUUUCUCUGGACUCCUGGCAGCGCUAUCGCACUGAAGGCUAUGGCUAUCUGCUUUUUCCUGCCAUGCCCGGUAAACAUACACUAACAUGCCAUACGUGGAGACCCCUUCAGACGGGGACAAUUUCUGCACUGAGGCGUUUCUUUAUUGGAGGUUCUCCGGAGCUUGAAGACUACAGCUAUGUCAGAAUACCAGGGACUUUCAAGGGAGAGAGGCUGAGUCGCUUUGGCUUUUGCACUGAAACCACAGGAAGUGUCACCUUUAAUCUGCACUGCAUCCAGCAAGCCAGGGCCUUUGUUGAUGCCACCAUGUUGAAGAAGAGGAGGCAGAAAGUUUUUGACCAGCUAGGAGGAUUUAGCCAGCAAGGAGCUGUUUGCACCAUCCUGGAGGCCUUCCAGAGGGCCAGGAGAAAGAUGCAAGACGCCAGAGAAAGUCUUCCCAGAGACCUCAUCAACACCACCUCCCAACUCCACAUCGAAUCCUCGGCAUAGAUGUGAGAAGCGGUGGACUGUCAUUCUGUCAAAUACUUAAAAACAGCCAAAUGGCUUAGACAAUACUUUUUGAGGUUUAGAAUAGGAGCAACAUUACCAGCAAGUAUGAGUUGCCAUUUAAAAUACUGCACAUUUACUGUGUUUUGCUGAUGACAGGACUACGAUGUACUGUAAUGAGCCAGAGAGAAGAAAAUCUGAUGUCUGAUUGCUAUUUAUUCUUUGUAAAGACAGCUAACAUGUUGGGUAAUAAUUGAGGUAAAUAUGGAUUUAUGUGGUAAUGAAUAAGGAGCAGAGCCAAUAUGCCUAAGUAUGGUAUCACCAUGCAGUGUAUUUUAUGUACAGUCACUGUUUGUCUCAGAUUUGAGUAAAUAGUCUCAUUUUCAGAGUCACAGACAGUGAGGCUUGUGAAAAGUUAUAUAAAACACAUUUCUAGAUUUGGAUUGUAUAUUUUCCAUUGGUUAUUUCAAACAAUCAUAUUUGCUGUAAUAUAAACUUUUUUAUAUGAACAAUAACCAUUAUUGUUGUGUAUUUUCUCUCCUUGCGAUUAUGGCCACUUUUAUUAAAAUUUCAUACAAAAUUA
Siniperca chuatsi (mandarin fish) is the source of this 2903-nucleotide messenger RNA. RefSeq names its product MKS transition zone complex subunit 1 (gene mks1). Bases 629 to 2323 code for a protein of 564 amino acids. The record is from RefSeq and is a predicted model, not a curated record. Gene Ontology annotation, cellular component: MKS complex. Gene Ontology annotation, biological process: cilium assembly. The transcript is spliced from 18 exons. NCBI's taxonomy places the organism in Eukaryota, Metazoa, Chordata, Actinopteri, Centrarchiformes, Sinipercidae.